Molecule: messenger RNA, 2143 nt
Organism: Pristis pectinata (smalltooth sawfish)
Lineage: Eukaryota; Metazoa; Chordata; Chondrichthyes; Rhinopristiformes; Pristidae
Product: sorting nexin-31-like
Exons: 14
Coding region: 225-1403 (392 amino acids)
Biological process (GO): intracellular protein transport
Cellular component (GO): early endosome
Molecular function (GO): phosphatidylinositol binding
Source: RefSeq, a predicted model, not a curated record
GAGAGGGACGGAAGUUUCUGCCGUGUGUUGCAAAGGAACAAUCCUCCACAAGAGUGGGAGAGGAGACUGCCGCAUGGCAUCUGAAGAAGCCGUGGUAUUUGCACCGGUGAAUUACACCGUCCCAGAAAUCUCCACUUCUGACACCGCCCCUUGGAGUCUUGCUGCAGCCAGGGGACAAGUGUGCGUUGCCUUCACUGAAUAGCUGGAGCUCAUCUCUGGGAGAGAUGCAGUUCACUAUCGGGGACACAGAGGAAGGCUGCGACUUUCUGGGAGCACGCUAUGUGGUGUACGGUGUUCACCUGGAGGGAUUUCUUUUCUGCAAAAUGAGGUACAGCCAACUGCACAGAUGGAACGAAAAGCUGAGAAGAUAUUUUGGAAGCAAUCGUGUUCCGGAUUUUCCGCCUAAGAAUUAUCUUGCACAAACUGAGUCCAUGGCUGAAGAAAGAAGACUUCUAUUACAGGAGUAUCUUCAGAAAGUUGGAGAGGAUCCUGUUAUAUCUGCCAGUGAAAUAUUCACCACUUUAUUAAAGAAAGCGCAGCAGGAAACAUUUAAAAUUCAUCCUCGAGCUAUCCUCUUGGAGAUUCUACUUGCAGAUGGAACAAAGCUUCUAAUUAACACCCAUACAUGUGACUCUGCAGAGAGGAUGCUAGCGAUUGCAGCCCAGGAAAUUGAACUGUCGAGGCAAUUUUUGGAAUACUUCGCCUUGUAUCUCAUUUGUGAACAUCCUAAUGGAGGAUACUCUGUGCUGAAAAAGCUGAAUGCCUUUGAGUUGCCAUUUGUGAGUUUAUGGAGCCUGCAGAACGAAAACAGCAGAAUAAUGAUCAGGAAAAGUUACUUGGAUCCCUUGAAGGAUAGAAUACUAAUGGGAAGUAUUGCUGGAGUCCUCCUAUUGUACAGCCAGGCCAAAUAUGAGCUGGAGAGAGGUUGGGUUAGACCUACUCCGGACCAAUACCGAAAACUGAAAGCUUUCCAGGAGGCUGAUAAGAAAAGAGAGUUACUUGAACUUAUGGAGGAAGUGAAGUUCUAUGGGUACCUACAGUUUGAGGAUUGCACCUGUGAUUAUCCAGAACCUAACUGUCCCGUUACUGUUCGUGUGGGCAAUUAUGAAAUUAACUGCUGUAUUCAGUUACCAAAUAACCACAUCAAAGAGACCAGUUUCAAGGUUAACAGAAUAAGAUGUUGGCGGAUCAGUGUACAGAUACCACUACAAGAAGAAAUGAAACCAAAACCGGAGCUAAGUUUUGAAUAUCAAGAUAGCCAAGAUUCAUGGCAAUGGGUUACAAUUUGCAUGCACCAGGCCUUUCUUCUGGGACGAUGCAUAAAGGAAAUCUCAAUACAUAAGCCAAAGUUAGCUGGGAACCAUGCAGAAAUGCAGUUGGAGAGUGUGGCACCCAGAUUUUAAACCAAAACCCUGGAAUACUCAGUCUAACCUGAGCAAACAUUCUGGAGCAGUGCAGCAAAAUCAGUGUAAGCGAGUGACAAGAAAAGGUGAAGCAAGCGUAUUUGAAUACAUUGCUGAUGACCAGUUGUGACCAUAGUCAACAACAUUAACCAUAAACAUGGUUUUUUUUGGUGCAGUAGACUAUCUGACUGACUGUACUUUAGGUCAUCGACUUCAAAUGUCGCAGGGGUAGUAAAUUGCACAUUGCCUACUCUCCAUACUAUUGUGGUGAUGUUUGGGAGCUUUUAUUCCUCCCAAGGAAUUUGUUACCUGGACAAAAAAUUGGAUUAGGUAAACCAAGAGGGACUACUGCGGAUUUUUCUGCAAAAUGAGUGCAACACAAAUGGCUGAAGAAUAAAUGUUACUUGACCUUUGCAGGGGCAAGAAUUCUUUUCUACUUUUUACGUAUGGAUGACCCUAUUGUAGCACAGGAUUGUCAUAGUAAAUGUAGAGUUUCAUUAUCUGAACCUUAGUCAGAGUCUGACUGUCUUCAAGUGUUUACUUUAAACUCUGUACAAAGUGGGAAAAAAGUUGAUAUUUAGUUUAUUGCCCUAACUUGUAUUUUAACUUUUUCCAUUUGGUUCAGUGUUUUGGACAAUAGAAUGUAAUAUGUAUCCUCAAGCCCAACUUCACGUACGCUGUGCACGGUACAUCUAGGGAAGAGUUGGGUACAAGAAAGGAAUAAAUCUACUUUCACAAUC